Effrenium voratum is the source of this 930-nucleotide messenger RNA. NCBI's taxonomy places the organism in Eukaryota, Dinophyceae, Suessiales, Symbiodiniaceae. The record is from the annotation of a GenBank genome assembly.
AUGCCGACGAGAACAUCCACGCUGCCGAUCAACGAGAUCAACCUGAGCGGAAACUCCCUGCUGACGGCGCCGGCGCCAUCGGAGCAUGCCGCUGCCAUCAAGGCCAAUCUAAAGCGGCGGGCGGAGACGGUGCAGCUGAUUGUCCAGUUUGUCCGCGUCAGCACGGAGGCCCGAAAAGUGAUCUUUGACAAUUGCAACCUGGAAGGGUUCAGCCACGAUAAGGACGACCUCAUAGAGUUGGAGAUCGUCCGGCUGGUCAAGAAGUUCGGAGCUGGAAAGCAUUCCAGGUAUGCAGAGCACGUGUCCUUGGCAGGCAACCGGUUUGGGCAGGAAUUCUGCCGCCGGAUCAUCGAAGGUGCGUACUGGGAGCGGAACCGGGCCGAUGGGAAAGACCUGCCAAAGCUUUACCUCAACUUGUCUCGGAACUGCAUCGCACAGCCAGAGAAAAUUGUGGAGGAGCUGAAGGAGGGAAGGACGGCAGGUGGCCCUAUGAGCCUUGCAACCACUACGGACCCAGAUGCGAUUCAGCGAGAUGCCCUGAUUGUUCUUGAUAUCACGAAUCAAAUGGACAGCCACCAUGCCCCAGCGCCAUCAGGGGCAAGGAGACCCCUCCUCGACCAGCUUAGACAAGACCGUCAGCGGCGCCCCUCCCCGCGGCGGUCGCCUCCCCGGCGCUCGCCUCCGCGCCGCUCCCCCCCGCGCCGCGCGCUCUCGCUCGCGGUCCCCGCGGCGCUCGCGGUCCAGCCGCGCUCCCCGCGCGGCGCUCCCCCCCGCGCCGCUCCGACCGGCGCCGCCGCUCGGACUCCCGGUCCCCCCGCCGAGUGCGCAGCGACUCGCGGAGGCGAAGCGCCUCAGACAGCCGCGCGCCACGCCGGAGGCGCUGAGCUCGGAAGUAUUCUACAAGGAAUGCCAACAUUUGACCAGUGCUGA